AUGGGCAGUGGGUAUACCAACCUAGGCGAGGCCCUGUGGUGCUGCUCCAACCUCUACAGUGACAUCAAGCUUCGGCUCUCCCACAAACGCCUCAUGAUCUUCACCUGCCGAGACAUGCCACACGGGGGCGACAGCGAGCACGACCACCAGGCCCGCACCAAGGCUAGCGACCUCAAAGAGACUGGUGUGGUGAUAGACCUGAUGCAUCUGAUGAAGCCAGGUGGGUUCGACAUCUCGCUCUUCUUCUGCGACGUGGUGAGCCCCCCCCCCCCCCGAGGACGAGGCUGAGGUGGGCCUGCAGAUGAAGCCUUGUGGGAAAUUGGAGGACCUCCAGAAGAGGGUCAGAACCAAGGAGGAAGAAGAGAUCGGUCGCAAGGUUGAAUCUGUGUCUUGGGGAAGGGAUGAACAUGGCGGUGGGUGUGUACAUCACGGCCCUACAGGCCAAGAAGCCUAACGCCAUCAAGCUAUACAGAGACAACAACGAGCCCGUCUGCACUAAGACACGACUCUACCACCCACAGACGGGCAGCCUGCUGCUCCCCAGCGACACCAAGAAGGCUCAGGUGUAUGCAGGCAGGCAGAUAGUGAUGGAGAUGGACGAGGUGGAUGUGAUAAAGACGUUUUCUGACCAGGGUCUGGAGCUGAUUGGGUUCAAGCCCAUGGAGCGUCUCAAACUGCACCACCACCUCAGAUCUGCUGUCUUCAUCUACCCAGAGGAGGAAAUGGUCACAGUGAGUGCCUGUGUUUUCACAGCGUUGCUGCGCAGAUGUAGUGAGAGGAACGUGUUCGCUCUGUGUAAAUACACACAGAUUCGUAACUCUCCCCCGUGCUUCUUAGCGCUGGUGCCCCAAAGAGAGGAGGUGGAUGAGGGCCAGGCUCAGAUUGCAGCUCCAGGCUUCCAUGGCAUCUUCCUGCCCUACGCGGAUGACAUCCGUACCCUGGACACUCCUCAGCUCCCCACGGCCUCCGACGCCCAGGUGGACAAGAUGAAGGAGAUGGUACACAAUCUACGCUUCAAAUACAGGAGUGAUGCGUUUGAGAACCCAGUCCUCCAGCAACACUACAGGAACCUGGAAGCCUUGGCUUUAGAUCUCAUGGCCCCGGAGCACGUAGAGGACCACACCAUGCCCAAUGUGAAUUUGAUGGACCAGCGUCUUGGUUCCCUGGCUCAGGAGUUCAGAGAUCUGGUGUACCCUGCAGACUACAACCCAGAGGGCAAGACUGCACCCAAACGCAAACCAGCUGAGGCGGCAGGCAGCGCAGAGAAGAAGCCCAAGGUGGAGAUGUCUGAGGACGAGCUGAGGGGUCACAUACAGAAAGGCACCCUGGGUAAGCUGACGGUGCCCGUGCUGAAGGACGCCUGUAAGCAGUUCGGGGUGAAGGUCACAGGGACCAAGAAACAGAAGCUAAUAGACGCCCUGACUGCAAAGCUCACGAAAUGA
Coregonus sp. 'balchen' is the source of this 1442-nucleotide messenger RNA. The record is from the annotation of a GenBank genome assembly. NCBI's taxonomy places the organism in Eukaryota, Metazoa, Chordata, Actinopteri, Salmoniformes, Salmonidae.